This is a messenger RNA of Lactuca virosa, 645 nucleotides long. The record is from the annotation of a GenBank genome assembly. NCBI's taxonomy places the organism in Eukaryota, Viridiplantae, Streptophyta, Magnoliopsida, Asterales, Asteraceae.
AUGAUUCUCCAAUAUGUGUAUGAAAAGGGACGCAUUUUGGUUCCCGCGGAUCUUCAAUCCGUUAAUCCUGCUGUUGAAACUGGGGUAUUGUUACCCAAAGGACUUGGAGGGACUUCUAAAUGUGUAAAGAGUCCCAAGAAACCUUCAAAGGCUAAAAAACCUCAAGUUGUUCCUGAGCAGGUUGAGUCGGUUGUUACGAAACUUGUUCGUGAACAAGUUCAUGAACCUAAAGAACCUGCAAAGGAAGUAGUGCCUUCGAAAUCUGGUGUUCUCAAGCGAUUGAAGAAAAUUGAACAUAGGCGUCGUCAUUCACCCAAUCGGCCUAUUGUCGAAGGGGCUCUUGAGAAAUCUAUUACCUCACCCAAAGGUGUUUCAGUAUCAAGUCACAAGAGGAUUCUCAAACCUCAACUUAUUCGAAAAGAGGUUACUAUCAGUGAAAUCACAGCCCAUGUUUCUACGGCAUCAAAGAAACGAAGAGCUCGGGAUAUGGUGAAAAAUAUCAAAAAGAAAGCGAAGGCAUUAGAAGAUCUUCUCGAUGAAGUUGUUGUAGAGACUGAUUUAGAAGGUAAUGAAUCUCCUAUUUUACAAAGUGAGUUUGGCUUUGAUUCACCUCAGAGGGACUCACCAGUCAAGUCGAAUUUCUAG